Messenger RNA from Mesitornis unicolor (brown roatelo), 979 nucleotides. RefSeq names its product collagen alpha-6(VI) chain-like. The record is from RefSeq and is a predicted model, not a curated record. The transcript has 3 exons. The annotation marks the transcript as partial. Lineage: Eukaryota; Metazoa; Chordata; Aves; Mesitornithiformes; Mesitornithidae.
AUGGAUAUCACUUACAUCAUGGACAGCUCUCGCAGUGUCAGUAGUGAAGAGUUUCAGCGAGCCAAAGACUUUGUGAGCAACAUGCUAGAUCAGUUUGUCGUUUCCUCACAGCCAAAUGAAUCAUACGGAGGGAUCAGAGUGGCACUGGUGCAGCAGGCUCCCCGGGGCUUUCUGCCUGACAGAAACCAAACCCCUGUGGCCUUGGAGUUUGAUCUUGUCACAUACAACAGUAAAGAUUUGAUGAAGAAACAUAUCCAAGAGUCUGUUCGUCAACUGGAAGGGCCAUCAGCUAUUGCUUCUGCCCUACAGUGGACGGUUGAAAAUGUGUUCUUUAAAGCCCCCAGACAAAGAAAACACAGGGUCAUAUUUACAGUAGUUGGAAGCAAAACAAGCAUGUGGGACAGAGAGAAGCUGGGAGAGAUUUCACUUGGAGCCAAGUGCCAAGGAUUCACCUUGUUCACUCUUGUGCUUGGCAAUGAUGUGAGUGACGAUCAGCUGAUGGAGCUGUCGAGCUCCCCCACAGAACAGCACUUACUGACACUGGGCAAGGUUUCAACAUCUGAGAUGUUAUACGCUCAGAGAUUUACCCGGUCAUUUCUAAAUCUUCUACAACAAGAAAUGAACAGUUAUCCUUCACCUGAACUUCAAGAAGAGUGUGAAAACUUAGAUCAGGGAGACACACAACAGCAAGUGUCUAUGAUUGAAAGGAUGCCUUUUCCUGGAACUGAUGAAACUGGUUACGGUAAUGAUUUAGAAGGCAUUGAAAGAACUGAAAGUAGAGUCCUGGAGAAUAUUAGAGAAACCACCACAGAACCUGUAUACACAAUGCAAGAAAUGAGAUAUGAUUAUGAGGACAAUGAGUAUUUCACAGAGGAAAAUGUUGAAGGAGAAAAGCCACAAGAGUAUGGAGGAGCUCAGGAGGAGAAUGAGGAAAACUUAGAGGCAACAGCAGAAACUAGAGCUGCCUAUAGUGAUUAUG